Candoia aspera is the source of this 1254-nucleotide messenger RNA. Its product is annotated as cathelicidin-related peptide Oh-Cath-like. Gene Ontology annotation, molecular function: lipopolysaccharide binding. The record is from RefSeq and is a predicted model, not a curated record. The transcript is spliced from 4 exons. Gene Ontology annotation, cellular component: extracellular region. Bases 38 to 556 code for a protein of 172 amino acids. Gene Ontology annotation, biological process: defense response to Gram-negative bacterium; defense response to Gram-positive bacterium; innate immune response. Lineage: Eukaryota; Metazoa; Chordata; Lepidosauria; Squamata; Candoiidae.
ACAUCAGCUCCUGCCACCCAGAGCGCCGCAGCCAGCCAUGGAAGGGGGCUUCUGGAGGAUCCUGCUGGUGGUCGGGGCCGUCUCAGCCUCUGGGCCCUCCCCACCACCACACAAACCGCUGACCUAUGAAGAGGCCGUGGGGUUUGGAGUGGAGCUCUACAACGAGAAAGCAGGGGAAGACGCCCUCUUUCGGCUCCUGGAGGCUGCCCCCCAGCCCGAAUGGGACCCCACUUCUGAGGGCGUCCAAGAGCUGAACUUCACCAUCAAAGAGACGGUGUGCCUGGUGGAAGACGAACGGGCCGAGGGUGAAUGCGACUUCAAGGACGACGGGCUGGUCAAGGAAUGCUCGGGCUACUAUUUCCUUGACAAGAUGCCCGCAGUGGCUGUCCUCACCUGUGAAACCGUGGGGGGAAAGGUGGAGGAGAAGGAGGAGGAGGAGAAGCAUCAGCCCAAACGCGUGAAGAGAUUCCAGAAUUUUUUCCGGAAAUUGGAGGAAGCCUUUCGCAAAUUCUUCAGGAAACACCAGAUUGUCAUCGGUUUUGGCAUCCGCUUCUAAGGGAUGGGUCAGAAGGGCCCGGCCUCAGACCUUCACUCAAAGAACAACAUUUGCAGAAAAAGAUAGCAAUUCCCCAAUUUUUAAGCUUUGCUUUUCCCUCUUAGACCUACUUGACCAGGUUGAGGCUUUCUAAACUCUUGCGAUUGCGCAAUUAGAAUCCCCAGCCUUCUUUCACAUCCCCCCCCCCUUUUUGUGCUGCGAUUCGUCAAGCCAGGAGUGUGUACUGUGUGCAAAUGGCCAGAUAUUGGAGACUCUGUAUUCAGGUGGGGAGGGCGAGGGAUGUGCUGUGGCGUUCAGAAGAGACCUGUUCGGGAAACGGUUUGAAUGACAUUGCAUAAAUAUACGUCAUGCAGCUUUUUAAAAAUGGAAAUAAAUGCUCAAAUGAGGCAGGGCCAGUCUCUUCUUUGCAAAAUGCGACUCUUGUUGAAAGUGAAAUAGAUUUGCCCAUCCCUUUCAGGAAUUCCUUCUCUUUUCCUGUUGGUUGCUUGCCAUCUUUCUCAACAGUUUUAAAAUUUCUUUUCCUUUUAUCCCCCAAUUUCUUUGCUAGGCUUUAUCUCGAUUUGGGGGAAACUUUUCCUAUCCUUUCUAAUUCCCUCUUCUACUGUUUCCUGCCUAAAUGGAUUGCCAGCAGUUUUUCCAUUUCUGAAAGACUGUGCAGCCCCUGACAUCUCUUGGCCGAUAAAAGAAGAUGAAGAAAA